This is a messenger RNA of Triplophysa rosa, 1506 nucleotides long. It is a transcript of the gene zfand1, whose product is annotated as zinc finger, AN1-type domain 1. Gene Ontology annotation, biological process: cytoplasmic stress granule disassembly. NCBI's taxonomy places the organism in Eukaryota, Metazoa, Chordata, Actinopteri, Cypriniformes, Nemacheilidae. Gene Ontology annotation, cellular component: cytoplasm; cytoplasmic stress granule. The record is from RefSeq and is a predicted model, not a curated record. Bases 186 to 923 code for a protein of 245 amino acids. The transcript has 8 exons. Gene Ontology annotation, molecular function: zinc ion binding.
CGUCAUUUCAACAUGGCUGAACUGGAUGUUGGAAAACAAUGCGAUAUUGAAUCAUGCAAACAAAAAGAUUUUCUACCCUUCGUAUGUAGCAGCUGUUCUGGAGUAUUUUGGUAAGAUUUGUUGUAAUUGUUUUCUAUGUAGGUUUACAAAUAGGGUCAAGGCAAGCAGAAACUUCAUGUCAGUAAAUGUCAGUACAAUUUAACAACUCUGUAGAACACAGAGCCAGAGACACCCACUGCUGUCCCGAGGUGCCGGUGAAAAGAGAGAUCUCUGGGUCUGGAGGAAGCAAAUCACAUCCAUGCAGCUUUGAGGAUUGCAAAGCAAGAGAGCUACUUCCUGUUAUCUGCCCACACUGUGAAAAACACUUCUGCCUUGGGCAUCGUCAUCAAGAUGACCAUAAGUGUGAGAAGCUGGAGACACCAAAGCCUCGCAUGGCUGCAACACAGGAGCUGGUGCAGAAGAUAGUGGACUCAAAAAAAAAUGCACCAGCAAGUAAAGGCAGAAAAGGAGCGAAAAACGCUGCAACGGCCGCAAAAGUUGCAUUGAUGAAGCUUAAGAUGCAUGCCUCAGGAGAUAAAGGCCUACCACAGACAGAAAGGACCUAUUUCCAGGUGUUUCUGCCCAAAGAGGCUAAAGACUUAAGCUUGCCAAUGUUCUUCAGUUCCAAAUGGAGUUCCGGCAAAGUGGUGGAUUUCGCUGCAUCUCAGGCCGGUCUGAAGAACAACAAUAAUGUACUCACAGCUAAGAAACUUCGUCUUUGUCACCCUGAGACGGGCGAAGCUUUUAAGAUGGACGCAUGCCUCCAAUCACUUCUGUCUCAUGCCGAACAUCCUCUGCACAAUGGCGGCAACGUCAUUCUGGAGUAUUUGGACAAUGAGAGCUCUAGACUCGAUGACAUCACAGACUAUAUUCCAUCUGUAUGAUAGAAACGCUCAGAAGAGUUUUAUCAUUAACAGAUGCUUGUGGUGUAAAGAUCAUUGUAUUGUUGACCGAAAACAUGAGUAUUUAAACAAAUACUUGCAAGGACUUUGUCUAUUUUAAAACGAAAGUCAUUGUAAACGUUUCACAUUUUUUCAACUGUAGUGGAGCAGAAUAAAAGCACAGAUCUAAGAAUAACCAGAAAGUUGGAUGGUUCUAAGAAACACCCUAUUACUAUAAGUCUUACAGAACAUGCUCACGCUGCUGUCAGGCAGAAAUUAUGUACUUAUUUAUCCUUCACUCGCCAUCGAAAGAGCCAUUAGGCAUGAUUUGAAUCAUUGAUGUAUCCCCUAAUUGCCUCAAAUACCUGCAGGUGGGCACAAACAGUUUUUCUCAUGCUUUGCUCUUAGUUUGUUGCAAUAGCUGUACAUAUUUCAGAAAAAAGACAGGUUUCUAAAUGCAAAUUUUCUUUAUUAUUUAGAAACUUGUUUGUUCACUUGAAAUAGUAAACGACAUGUUCUGAAACCUCAAGGAAAAUGUUACAAAUGUAUGCUGACAUAAAGAAAUCAUAUAGCUUUGUAAACAAAA